Molecule: messenger RNA, 1269 nt
Organism: Colletotrichum truncatum
Lineage: Eukaryota; Fungi; Ascomycota; Sordariomycetes; Glomerellales; Glomerellaceae
Product: Endoglucanase 2
Molecular function (GO): hydrolase activity, hydrolyzing O-glycosyl compounds
Source: RefSeq, a predicted model, not a curated record
AUGAUGUUUUCCAACCUCUUUGUUGUUAUCUUAGUUGCCUUAUCAAGUGCCGCUGCACAAAAUGGCUCGUGGCCCAACGGCCCGUUUCAUACUGACGGACGUUACAUCAAGGACGCUAGCAAUGAAACUGUUAAGAUUGCUGGUGUCAAUUGGGUAGCGCACGGCGAGGUCAUGAUUCCUGAGGGUCUACAACAUAGGUCCAUUCAAGAAAUUGUCACCCAGAUAACGAGCAUCGGGUUGAAUGCCAUACGCCUAACAUAUGCGACUCAAAUGAUUGACCAGUUAAUGGAAAACUUUGGACAAGAUAUCACCAUAGAGAAGGCUUUCCAUGGUGCUCUUGGGUUGGAGAAUGGCACAUACGUGCUAGAUCAAGUCCUUUACCACAAUCCGUCAUUCUCCAAGAACACUACUCGACUUGAAGUAUUCGACGCCGUUGCAGCAGAGUGUGCACGCCAGCACGUCUACAUUCAUCUAGACAACCAUAUGUCACGUGGCACAUGGUGCUGCUCGGGCACAGAUGGCAAUGGAUGGUGGGGUGAUAGAGAUUUUGACGUUGCUAAAUGGAUCCGUGGACAUGAAUAUCUAGCAAACCGAGGUAAACAAUGGCCAUCUUUGAUUUCCAUUGCGUUACGGAAUGAAAUCAGAAAGGUCCUUACAGACCUUCGACUUCGCGAUGAUGCCUACACUUGGGCCGGCUGGUAUGAAUACAUGCGCCUCGGCGCCGAAGCAAUUCAUAAUGCGAAUGAAGACCUGAUUAUCGUCUUUGGCGGACUGAGCUACGGACAUGUGAUAGACCCUGUCUUCCGACAGGAAGCUCUUACGCCAGGUGAGAAGCGUUUUGACCGAUCCGAUUUUGUUGGCUAUGGUAACGACAAGAUCGUUCUUGAGAUUCACAACUACGACAACGCGAAGGAUAGUUACGGAAAUAUUCAGUAUACGCUUUACUUCGAUGGUUUUCAAGGCAUGAAUGCCUCGGAUCCCGACACCAAGGAUGUCUAUCCAGUCAUGCUGACUGAGUUUGGACAUGCUAUGGAGGGCGAAGGUUACCUAAAGUCUCUAACUUUCCGCUCUGUGUUGCGCGACGUCUUACCUGAUGCAGGAUAUUGGUUUCAUUGGGUCUUGUGCGGAAGUUACUACUACAGAAUAUUGCGGGGGGAAAGGAAAGACGAGGAAACUUGGGGACUACUGAACGAAAACUGGACUGCUUGGAGAAACGAAGAGUUUAUCAACGAUUGGCUUAAGCCUCAGAUUGAUGCAACACUCUCUUAG